UAAGGCGCAACAUAUGAAUUCCGAAACCAAAUCAAAGCGCUUCAUAUCUUUUUCCUCCCUUAUGCAGGCAGAAACGGUUGGUCCCGCGAACUGCCAUUCCACCUCUCACUUGCUCUCGGCGUGUUCUUGCACAUAUCUUGUGACUAGCUGGGGUCAGAAGGGCAGAACUACGGCAGGUUGGCGCGAGAUGGCGGACACAAACGUCACCUUCCAACAUGUUCCUCCACCCUUCACGUUUGAGAAGGACUUUGACGGCCCAGAGUUUCACCUGUGGUUCAGCAACGUCUGGAAAUCAGGGUACGUGCUGGCCGCGGCGUACGUGGUGCUGGUGUGGGCCGGUCGGUGGUACAUGGAGGAGAGACCCGCCUACAACAUGCGGUCUGCCCUGGCCAUCUGGAGCGCCUGCCUCAGCGUCUUCAGCAUUAUGGGGGCCUUGCGUUUGAAUGCGGUGUGGCUCCACGACUUCCGCGAGCGCGGCCUAACGCACAGCCUGUGUGACGGCCAUUCGCUGACUGCCCCCAUCUCAGGGUUUUGGGCUGUUGCUUUCUCACUCAGCAAAGCAGUUGAGUUUGGUGACACGUUCUUCAUCGUGGCGAGAAAGCAGAAGUUGAUCUUCCUCCACUGGUACCACCACGCGCUAACCCUGGUGGCAGUGUGGUACCAGUACGUCAACAAAACAGGCCCGGCACUGUUUUUCAUGUGCAUGAACUUCUCGGUGCAUGCGCUGAUGUACCCGUACUACACCUUACGGGCUUCUCGUGUCCGUGUUCCCAAGUCGGUCGCCAUGGUGAUAACAACCUUGCAGGUGCUUCAGAUGAUCACAGGCCUUGCUGUGAUCUUCUAUGUGUACGGCGUGGUGAAAUCCGGGCGUGACUGUGACUGGAGUGACGAGAGUUUCUACAUGAUGUUCGUGGUGUACGGCAGCUUCGCCGUGCUCUUCCUCAACUUCUUCAUGAAGUCAUACCUCUCCAAACCGGUCCGCGACAAGAAGGAAUAGACACUUCUUUAUACCCAACUCCCUCUGAUCGCAUAGUGAUUUUAGCAUCACCAAUCCCUGUCCAUUAAGUAAUGAGAACGUAUGAAUGUAAGAAUGGUUCACCAAAGUGCUUGCGAUUGUAAUAUUUCACUGUGCAUUCCAGAAAACGUAUACUAACGUUAUUAUAAAAGGACCUUAGCCUUUAUGGCUUCAUAAGCCAAUGAAGAAUAUUAUAUUGAAAUGCCUAAAAAGGAAUGUAUGUUUGAUGUUAGGUACUUGGGAUAGGUAAAGAUGAAUGUGGAGGUAAAACAUGGUUAUAGAAAUUCAUAAUAAUUAACUUUGCACGGAAGAAGAAAUAUUGUAUUGAUGGUUUAUUUUUCCGAUGAUGGUAUCCAUGACGACAAGGAGACAACAGAUGAUUGUAAAAUGACUGUUUACAAAAUGAUUAGGCUGAGUACUGUCUAUAAGUAUUAGAAAUACUUAUUUUGUUAUUGAGGCAUAUUUUAAAAAUCGCUAAGAGUAAAGAAGUAUACAUAUAAAUUGAUUUCGCCUAAACUUUCUUGACAAUUUUACAAUACCUCUUUUGUUACCAAAGUGCAAUUAUACAAUCAUGUUUUUACAGGAAUAAGAAAUUCAAUAUA
Branchiostoma floridae (Florida lancelet) is the source of this 1617-nucleotide messenger RNA. Its product is annotated as elongation of very long chain fatty acids protein 6-like. Gene Ontology annotation, molecular function: fatty acid elongase activity. Gene Ontology annotation, cellular component: endoplasmic reticulum membrane. Gene Ontology annotation, biological process: sphingolipid biosynthetic process; very long-chain fatty acid biosynthetic process; fatty acid elongation, saturated fatty acid. Lineage: Eukaryota; Metazoa; Chordata; Leptocardii; Amphioxiformes; Branchiostomatidae. The record is from RefSeq and is a predicted model, not a curated record. The transcript has 6 exons. Bases 14 to 997 code for a protein of 327 amino acids.